GUUGCAGGGGGAACUUGAAACUGUCUGAUUGGGCCAUGCAAGUUGCACAAAGGAAAAGUCAAGCAGCCUCUUGCAGGCGAGCAAACAGCAACAGGUUUUUGCUCACCGGGACAACUGCAUAAAUUGUAUUAAUUAUUCCGUUAUUUAUAGCCAAAAUACCGAAGCUACGGAAUAUAAAAAGUAUCUGUAAAUUGUAUUACUUUAUCAAGUUAAAUAGAGGAGAUUUGUUAUUGAUCAGCUCACAAUGAAAAUGGAUUUUCGAACGAGUUAUGUGACUUUUUUCGCAGUGAUCAUGCCGUCAUUGAUGAUAUCAGCGCAAGGGGAUAAUGGCAUUGCUUUCCCGGACCACGGAUUUUGCCAGCCUAUUUCAAUCCCACUAUGCACGGACAUCGCCUACAAUCAAACUAUCAUGCCCAAUCUGGUGGGGCAUUACAAUCAAGAGGACGCAGGACUGGAGGUGCACCAGUUUUACCCCUUGGUAAAGGUACAGUGCUCGCCGGAACUUAAAUUCUUCCUAUGUUCAAUGUAUGCGCCUGUUUGUACAGUUUUGGAAAAGGCCAUUCCACCCUGUCGCUCAAUUUGCGAGAGGGCAAAGCACGGCUGCGAGGCGCUCAUGAAUAAAUUUGGGUUCCAGUGGCCAGAACGCCUCCGGUGCGAGAAUUUCCCCGUGCUUGGAGACGGGCACAUUUGCGUGGGUCAGAAUGAAUCUACUGCCACUGCCCCGCCCGUACACAUGCCAGUCCCUGGAACCCCUGGCGUCCAUGUCUACUCCACAUCAGACAGGCCUUUCCGCUGUCCAUCUGUGCUCAAAGUCCCCACUUAUCUGAAUUAUUCGUUUCUGGGGGAGCUGGAUUGUGGAGCACCAUGUGAACACUCGAGGAGCAGUGGAGGCUACAUGUUCUUCAAUGAUAAAGAGAUUUAUUUUGCACGCAUAUGGAUCCUCAUCUGGUCGUCUCUGUGCUGUGCCUCCACCCUAUUCACCGUCACCACCUACCUAGUGGACAUGCAGCGCUUCAAGUACCCAGAGAGGCCCAUCAUCUUCCUUUCUGGGUGCUACACCAUGGUCUCCAUAGCCUAUAUCGCUGGCUACUUCCUGGGGGACAAGGUGGUGUGCAAUGACAGCUUCACCCCAGACGGAUAUAAGACCAUAGUCCAGGGGACCAAGAAGGAGGGCUGCACCAUCCUCUUCAUGAUGCUGUAUUUCUUCAGCAUGGCCAGCUCCAUCUGGUGGGUCAUCCUGUCCCUCACCUGGUUCCUGGCAGCUGGGAUGAAGUGGGGGCAUGAGGCUAUUGAGGCCAACUCCCAGUACUUCCACCUGGCAGCCUGGGCCGUGCCCGCCGUGAAGACCAUCAGCAUCCUGGCCAUGGGGCAGAUCGAGGGGGACGUGCUCAGUGGGGUGUGCUUUGUGGGCCUCAACAGCCUGAACCCCAUACGGGGCUUUGUCCUGGCCCCCCUCUUCAUCUACCUCUUCAUCGGUACCUCCUUCCUCCUGGCCGGCUUCGUGUCCCUGUUCCGCAUCCGCACCAUCAUGAAGCACGACGGCACCAAGACGGAGAAGCUGGAGCGCCUGAUGGUGCGCAUCGGGGUGUUCAGCGUGCUCUACACCGUCCCCGCCACCAUCGUCAUCGCCUGCUUCUUCUACGAGCAGGCCUUCCGCCACCACUGGGAGAGAAGCUGGGUCAGCCGUAACUGUAAAGGCUUAGCCAUCCCCUGCCCCAUGCAGUACACCCCCCGCAUGACCCCCGACUUCACCGUCUACAUGAUCAAGUACCUGAUGACUCUCAUAGUGGGCAUCACCUCCGGGUUCUGGAUCUGGUCUGGCAAGACACUCCAGUCCUGGCGCAAGUUCUAUACCAGACUCUCAAAUCGUAGGCAUGGAGAGACCACUGUCUAGGGAGGGAGGCCAAAACAUGGGACUUGUUUUUGGACAUUCAUUUGGAUGUUUUAUAGUGUGUUUUUCUCCCUCCUAUUUGUUUACUCACUGUCAGAGACUCAGUGGUACUUUUAUACAUUGAUCAUCAGAUACUGUCAGUAUUUUAUGGAACAUUGACAGAAUUUUUAAGAAGUCAAAUAUUGCAUGCCAAAAUCAAGCUUUAAGAGUCAGGGGGUGGGGGACGGGGGUCUUGACCAAAGGACAAACUGUUGCUCACCUGAAGAAUGGCCAAACCUCAGAAUGACCAAACAACAAAGGUGUUCAGUGGAUGCCAUGUGCUGAAGUGCUCUCUCUCUUCCCCCACUCUGUUCCUACUCCCUUUUUAAGUUAUCAGCCAUAAAAACUCUCCAGUGUGAGUGAGAAUCCAGCUGGGAAUACAGUGAGCGGGGGAAGGAAGGAGGCCUGAAAGGACAGGCGGCCAUUUUAAGACUUUGUUUUCACUCUGUGAACGUGUGAGAUGUAAUUAACUGCUGUAAAUAGGAAUUGUAAAAUAUAAAAUUAUAUAUUUGUAUUUAAAGAAAGGACAUGUUUUGUUUUGUCUUCCGACAGCCGUAGUGCCUGGUUAACUAGCACCCCUUCUGAAAGGAGCCAUAGAUGCACACACUGUCUGUCUCUUAGUGCUGUUUUCACUGGCAGUAUGACACAUACACAUUUGAAGUUUCUCCUGUCAAACCCAGAUCUGUAAUCAUUUUCCUUCUGAUGUAUCAGAUCAGGGAAGCUGGGUUGUAGUAAAGGCAGUCUUUGGCUGUGCAUUUUCCCUACUUAGCCCUUCUCCUUCCUCUCGUCUCCCCCCACCAAUUAAAUCCCGCUGAGCUGAUCUGGGUGGUAGGGGUGAAGACAAGGCUGCAAGGACACUGUGGUCAUGCCUCCAGGGUGGGAAAGCUAGCCCUAAUUGUCAGUACUACACUCCAUUACCAAAAAGUCACACCAAAAAGAUCCACUUCUGGAGACUGUUGCUCAAACUGUAAAAAAAAAAAAAAAAAUUGAAAAACGGAAUCAAAGAAGAAUGAGGUAUGUUGUCACGUGAAAAGUGGUGUGAAUCUGGCAACCGUGAAUCUGGCAACCACUAAUCAACAAAUGUAUCUCACGUGAUUUGCUGGGGGGGUUAGGGGAUGGGAAGGUGACGACAAAAUAAAAGCCACAUGAUUUUUGUUUUGCUGUGUGUGUGUGUCCUGUGUUAUCUUGACAAGCAGGAUUCUUUUCUUGAACUUGUCUAUUUCGUUUGUCUUUUAAUUAAAAAGUGAUUUUCUUACCACUACAUUACAGCUCAGAAUGUGCUAAUAAAAUAGUUAUAGUAUGGAAAUGAUAACAUUACACAUAUGGUCACUGUCUGAAAGUAAGGGUUUGUUGAUGAGGGUUAGAAAAGGGGUUCCCUGUUACUAUAUUGUUCUAUACUACAGCACAAACUAUGCGGUGUCAUUUCAAGAGCGACCGUUAUUUCUCAGAACUGAGUGGUAACAUGUUAAUGCACAAAGAUGUAAGUGAAGUUACAAAAUGGUGGUCUCUGCCCAACUUCACCAGGUUCAUCAUAAAUUCCCAGUUCCCUAAUUAAAUGACCAUAAAAAGGAUUUCUACAUCAUGUUAUAAAGUUAUGGUUCAACAAAAAUUGGAUAGGGUUGAAACCUGUAUGUCUUAUGGCUGGAGGGGGCUUAGCUGUACCACGGUGUAUGUUCCAGGUUCAAACUAACAAUGCCCCCUUUGGAAACAAUCCAAAUGCUGGGCAUUAUAAACAUCACUGUGCCUCUGUUGAAGAGGGGAUCACAUUUGGGCUCUGGUGUAUGUCUUGAGGCCACGCAGUUUUACGGGCUGGACCCAAUACAAUGGCCUCCUUCACUCCAAAGUCAUUCAGUUACGAUGAUGAGGUGCUGUAAGAAGCCCUACUUUAACGUGCUCUUGUGUGCACAACGCGUGGCUGUACGUAUGUGAGCCUUGUCUGUCGGUAGACUUGCCCGUCUGGCCGCAUCUCUCUCUCAGCUAUCUCUCUCUUGCUCUCUCAUGAUGUGUGGCUAAAAUAGGCCUACUCAGAGAAGUCUCCAUCACGCUGCCCUCGCCAAUGUGUUGACAGUUGAGUCAUACCUCAACAUCUGUUAGCUUUCAGACUGUGUGGCGGCUGCCACGAGGAUGCAUUACCCUGACGCUGCUCGCCAAGGUAACAUUGGAUACCUGGAAUGACAUACCCUAAGAUGGAAUAUUAGCUUCUAUGCCAAUAAGAACUUGAGUAUGCUACUUUGUGUGUGUGUGUGUUUCUUUGUGUGAUAGAUGGCUGAAUCUGAACCUCCUCUGUGGUGAUGUAAUGAAAUAAAUGCAGUGCUGGCUGGAGAAAGUGGAUACCCCCGGACCCCCAACACCUCCAGCACUGAGGAUAUGAGGAAUACUUCCAAAACAUACUGUAAGCAUACAGUGCCUUCAGAAAGUAUUCACACCCCUUGACUUUUUCCACAUUGUAUUGUGUUACAGCCGGAAUUUGAAAAAAAUUGUAAUUGAGAUUUUGGGUCCCACAAUACACCAUAAUGUCAAAGUGAAAUUAUGUUUUUAGAAAUGUUUACAAAUGUAUUAAAAAUGUAAAGCUGAAAUGUCUUCAGUCAAUAAGUAUUCAACCCUUUUGUUAUGACAAGCCUAAAUACAUUCAGGAGUAAAAAUGUGCUUAACUUGUCACAUAAUAAGUUGCAUGGACUCACUCUGUGCAAUAAUAGUGUUUAACAUGAUUUUUAAAUGACUACCCCAUCUCUGUACCCCACACAAACAAUGAUCUGUAAGGUCCCUCAGUCAAGCAGUGAAUUCCAAGCAAGGAUUCCACCACAAAGACCAGGGAGGUUUUCCAAUGGUUCACAAAGAAGGGCAGCUAUUGGUAAAUGGCAAAAAAAGAAGCGUACAUUGAAUAUCUCUUUGUGCAUGGUGAAGUUAUUAAUUACACAUUGGAUGGGGUAUCAAUACACACAGUCACUACAAAGAUAUAGGUGCCCUUCCUAACUCAGUUGCCGGAGAGGAAGGAAACCGCUCAGGGAUUUCACCAUGAGGCCAAUUGUGAUUUUAAAACAGUUACAGAGUUUAAUGGCUGUGAUAGGAGAUAACUAAGGAUGGAUCAACAACAUUGUAGAAGUUACUCCACAAUACUAACAUAAA
This is a messenger RNA of Salvelinus fontinalis (brook trout), 5056 nucleotides long. RefSeq names its product frizzled-2-like. Gene Ontology annotation, biological process: canonical Wnt signaling pathway; non-canonical Wnt signaling pathway. Gene Ontology annotation, molecular function: Wnt-protein binding; Wnt receptor activity. The transcript has a single exon. Gene Ontology annotation, cellular component: plasma membrane. The record is from RefSeq and is a predicted model, not a curated record. The coding region runs from base 245 to 1894 and encodes 549 amino acids. Lineage: Eukaryota; Metazoa; Chordata; Actinopteri; Salmoniformes; Salmonidae.